AUGUCGAAUGAAGAGGUCGAGGAGAAGUGCAUCUGCCAAAUCUGUCAAUGCGGGUAAGUCCCUUUUUUGGAAUUAUUUGAUCCAAAUUCAACUUCCAUUGAUCAAUUUUCAGGAAGACCAUUGCAAAUUUUUUGAAAAAAAAAACUGGUUACGUCCGGAAAUUGGAUUAUUCGAUAAAACCUUAACGAACAAAAAAAACAUCAACAUAUCCAUAAAUAUAUCUUUUUUGGUGUAAAAAGAAAUCAAUUGAUACAGACAACACAAAUGCGAACACGUCGACGCAGAUUUCGCAAUAGCUGGUGGAAUCGGCGAAUCCAAGAGCGAAUAUGCGUCGCAGUACCCGGCAAAAUACGCUUCUAGGUUUGCCAAUUUCCAAACCUGCAAAUAUUGUUCUUUAAAUGGCUCAUCCAGGGCUAAAACUGUAAAUGCUGCACCUGCCAACGUUACAAGCGACGCGUUCGACGCAACAACCACAAAUCGUACCGAUUUCAAUCUAAAACAGGUUCAGAUUUUUUUUUUCAAUUAUUCGACACUCAUUGAACAAAAAGAAGCAGAUGUUAAAAACCGCAAUUUUAAAAUUUGAAAUUUGCUUUCCGUUACACCUAAAUCUCGCUAGAAACAAUAGGCAACAGAAAUUUCGCCCCUUCAGAUUUAGGUAUAAAGCAACUGUAAGAAGUAGCUGACCUCAAGUCGUAAAGUCGAACAGAAUUCAAAACUCUCUUGGCUUCUCGAACAACUGUUCAGAGCUCACGUCCCCUGCCAUACCGACGGGAGGACGAACUUCUUCAAAGCGGCGAGUUCCACUCCAGCACCACCAAUCGAGCCGACUACCAACCUAAAGCAGUAGUUGGAACCAGUCACUCAAGGGCUAACUACUUUUGAAGAUUAUCCGAGAUCAACCCGUACGUCUGAACUCCGCCGGACUUCCGGGUGGCGAGUUUUAUGACUCUACCACACAGAAAGCUGAUUAUGGACGGAAGCAGGAACGAAAAUAAAGGACGACGGUUAUAAGAAAAACAAUUUAGGGAGAGCGACAAGGAGCUGUCAGGCCGGCCACUCAACAAUACCUCCAGCAAGACUCGUUCAAUGGAACCACAACCAACAAAGCUGACUUUAAUCGUAAAAUGGUUUUCUUUAUUUAAAGAAAAAUAUCAGGAUGAAAAAUGAUAUCAGGGUGAAAGACAAGGAGCCAUCAGACCUUCUACACAGCAACAGCUUCGGCUGGAUCCUUUCAGUAGUACAACCACUAACAAAUCGGACUUCAAUCUGAAAGAGGUUCAGCGUCGUGAAAAAAUUAAAUUUUUUUCUAUUGAGGCUGUUCCGCGAGAGCAAGUCCGACCUGAUGCUCAACCGUAUUUCCAAAGGACAGACCCAUUCCAAAACUCCACAACUAAUAAAGACGACUAUGAUCAGAAAGAAGUUAGAUAUUUCUUAUUUUGAACGUAGUCAAAAGCGUCUCAAAAAGCGUCUCAAAGCGAGACCUUUCUGAGAUUUUUAUGCUUUUCUAAGAACUUUCACAAAAUGUCCUGAACUCAGAACAGACUAUAUAAAUUUACCGUUUCAUUACUCUCGAGCGGCUGUCAUCCGCCGAGAACCAAAGUCCUCACCUUCGGGCGAAUUCUUUGAUGCGACCACCCAACGAACAGACUUCAAUCUGAAGCAGGUAACUUUAUUAGGUUUAAAUCGAAACUUUUUCCAAGCUUGAAAUUUUAGGGAGGUCGGCAGAACGUAGUUCGACCGAUUCAAUCAAAUUUACUCAGCGACGGACCAUUUUCAGGAACGACCACUAACAAAGCUGAUUUUGAGGCGAAAGAGGUAGUUUUUGGCAUAUUUUGAACUAGAAGCGAUACAAUCAAUCAAAAUCAAAAUGUUUUAUUUCUCACAUACAAGUACUGAAAUUCACGUAGGGAGAAUAUGGGAAAAUAUGUGUUCGGAAAUUCCGUACUUGAAAUUUAAAAAUCAAGAUCGAAAUUUUUCAGGGAUUUCUUGAAAAAAAAAGUUCGAUGGCUUCUGAGUCGACCACUUUUUUGUGCCAGCGCUACUUCCUUGAACUUGCCAAUGAUUAACUGAUUCUCCUUUUUCUUGCAGUACCUGAGAAAUCCUGCGAUACGGCGAGAAGCUUCAUCUCUACCGUCCGGCGAGUUCUUCGACACAACUACCAAUCGCGUCGAUUUCAAUCAUAAAACGGUUGAAAAAAAUAAGCUUCGUUUCUAGAUUUCACUUUCAAACGUAGGGUUCUCGACCACAGGCUGUUCGACCGCUCUCCUCGUCCUUGCUGCUCGAUGGGAAUUUCGCUCAGUCCACAACCACACAUGACGACUUCAUCGCUAAACCUGCAACCAAGUUUCUUACUUACAUGUGACCAAAAUCCAACAAAAUCAUAACGCCAGAACAAUCUCGGUGAAGCCGGCAAAUGUUUCUUUUAUGAGCGACGAGCCAUUCGACGCCACUUCCACCUACCACGACGGUUUCGGUAGAAAAUAUGGUGAAAAAAUGAAAAAUAUCGAAACGUGGAACUUUCUGGCUUAGGAGAACGUCCCGAGAUUGCACGACCACACGAUGAGUGGCUCAACGCAUCCGGAGAAUUCCUUGGACAAUCGACUCAGAGAAGCGACUUCACACAGAAGCACGUCAACAUUUGUCCGGCCGAAAAAGUCCUCACAAGAAGGUUUUUUCAUUUCUUGAACUUUCUGUUACUUUCCAAAUUCACCUUGAUGAUACGAUUAAUCCUAGGGACCGUUCCUACAAAUUUCAUCAUUCGAUAAACGGCCAUAAGUUCUAUCAACACCGAGUUACGCAUGGAGAUCGGCAACCAGAUCGACUUGUUCCUGUUGCUUAAACUCGUCGAAAUUUAUUUCAAUCUAGGUCAUUACAACUUUUGAAAAGGAAAAAUAAAAAUGGAAAAUUUUCAAGACAGAAGAGCAACCCUUUUCGAAAACUGUACAACUAUUAUUAUACAAACGGUUUGACCUCCCUUCUUUUCACAAUGAAAAUAAACACAGCAGUAUUGCGGUACUUUAGGUGAAACUGAUAACAAAGCGGAGUAAUAACAAAAAACAUUGAGGUGUCCAUUUGUACAUUUGAACGUUUCAAGACAAGUUCUCUGUCUUUGAAAACUACUUCUAUUGAAGGCACUGGCGCCGACGGACGGCUUUCUGGAAAGCUUUUCCGUUCCAGGUCUAGUUUCUCACUUGCUCGAAACUUUAAGGGCUCUGCAAACAUACUCACCUGUUUGAUAACCCCGCAAGAUAAUUUUUGGUUUGCUUUCUGUACUUUUUCUAAGUCGUCUAGACAAAAAAAACUUUUAUUGAGCUUUUUAUUUAUUUAUUUGUGUUUUUUCCUUCGACAUGCGAAAAAAAAAUUCAUCUAUGAAACGUCUAUUUUACUAUGUUCGACGAGCUAUUUCGUCCUGCUCUUUCAUUCUUUGCUUUUUAAGAAUUCCUUCAACUCUCAUUUUCAAACGAACGAUUUUACGCCGUGUUAAAAUUAAUUUCGCACAACGAAAAAUAACAUGCCGCAAAAUUACUUUGGAAACGGCAAAAAAAUUGAAAGGAAAAAAGUAGUUCGAGGUGAGAACAAUGAAUAACAGGAUUGCAAUCUACCGAGGAGUGUUCGAAAUUUAAUAUUUGAUUUCUGCGUGUGCGAGGUAAAUAAAAACUCAACUAUCAGGGUAGCUGCCGCUCAUUCCGUCAGUCAUAAAGCGGGAGGAGCGGCGGACCGGUUGGCAGCUGGAGUUGGUCCAUUGUGUCGCCACCUCAGACUCACUUUCUCAAAACUUUCCCUCCUUCCAUAAUACCUUCGCAUUGACUCUCAUUAUUCAAGCUUUUCCUUUUAAUUUGCCAUAAAGCCAGCCAAUAAUGCCAGGAUCCUUCUUUGGAAUAUUCACUGGUCCUCCGAGUUUGGUGAUGAGCUUCUCUUCGAAAUUCGUGCAGAAAGUAGAGCCUACAGUGGCAUUCUUUCUACACAGACUUCGCACUCAGAAUCCGCAUCAUUUUUGAGAUUAUUUUCAAGUUUUCCUACAGAAAGCUAUCUUAGACACUGUUUCUGCUCGACGAUUUCUGUUAAGACACGAUCCUAAAAGCUUCAUUUUUCGACACCACAUAUAAUGUUGACUCAAAGAGGGCCGCAAAAGUGGUAUCCUUUACUUUACCGCCCACUUACAACUUAACAUCAGGCCUGAGCAUUUCGACAAGUGGACGAGUAAAUACGGCCUCCGCAGUCUUUUCCGCUUCUGUAUUUUCAAUUUUCUUCCGCACGUAUUCUUCUUUCCUUUUUCUUGCAGCCGCCGCCUUCGGGCCCACGAGUGGACGUGUGGCAUAACUCGUUUCCGCCUCCUCUUCGACGCUUCGCCUGUCCUAUCGAUUCUGCCCAACUUCUUCUCCUCCUUGAUCGCCAGUUUCCCUUUUCUUUUUGUUUUGUUUUCUAGAGAUAUCCAUUGGGAUCGGUUUUUGGUCGUUCAUAUUCAUUCGAUUUCACUUCCGCCUGCUUGAUUCAACUUCGAAAUUUACGUUUGACUGAUUUUUGAUAUGUUUCUUCGAAACUUGAUCAUUCCUCGAUAUACUAAGCUGUUAUUAUAAAAUCGAUUCUUCUUCUGCCUUUUCGAUCAAAAUUUUAAAUACCAGUUUUCCCGAACUAAUGAUUCAAAGUUCUCUUCUUUUGACUAUCUAUUUCGAAAUUUUUCAUUAUUUAAUCCAUUAUUAUUGAAAAUCAAAGGUCUAUUCGAAGUCAGAGAAAACCAUUUUUGUUGUUGCUUUUUUCGAUCUUUUUUCAUCACUCUCCUUUUUUGUCAACCUUUCAACUCAGUUUGUUGAAAGAAAAACCUGCUAUUGUUUGCUUGAGUCAUUAGGCUUUAAUUUAAAGAUUUCAGUACUCGAACAUUUUAUUUUUCUUAUGCGGGUGAAACUUUCAAAUACAUAACCUUAUUUUUUUCCUUAUAAUUUUUUUCAACUCGAGAUUUUUUUAAAAAUUUUUUUCUCAAUAGCAAGAUAGCCGUUUUUUUGCUGCUUUUGUCUUUUUUUCAGAGUUAUUUUUUUAUUUGGAAGUUUUCACAUUUUUGAAUUGAAAAAGAAACUAUUUUUUUCACAUGUUCUAUAUUUUGACAGUUUGAUGGAAUUUCAAAAAUUGUAAAAACAAAAGCUCAUUGUUGAAAAAAAAAAAUAAACAUGUAGAAGAGUGUCGAAAAUGUGAAAUGAGGAAGGUUGAAUAUUGCGGAAAAACUGAGAAUUUCAUUUUUUUUUUCCAGCCAUUGAGAUCAAAUGAUUGAACUCAUAGCGCCCUUUUCAGUGGCUGCUCUCUGUUUGCUUUUUCGAUAACAAAUUGUUUCUGGUUAUUCAAAAACCUUUUUUGUCUAUAUUUAUCAAUUAUCCCGUCUUACCCGAAGAAAACAAUGUUCAUUGGGACUCAUUAUAGUUUCCUCAAUUUGUUCUUAUCUACCUUCAUUCCUUGCGGCUCUUCUAACUAAUUUGCUGAUAAUUUAAUCUCGUUAAUUAGCUACAAAGCCCAUAUGCUAAGCUUGUGUCAAACUUUUUUUUCUGAAUUCUGGCAAUUAAAGAAAAAAAGGGGUGGUCGACGAGUGGUCGUCGAGCAGCCCGUCAAACGAGAGCGAGUGACGUCGGCACUGCUGCUGCGCGGCAACGGCGGACCAAGGCCGAACCCAGGCCGACGGUGUAAACUGAGGGUGUUCGCUGCGCCUCGCCGUCUACGCCAGACGUCUUUUGAAAUGAAUUCUUCCAAAUUUAGAUCUCAUCGUAGUUUUACAAGCCAUCUCAUCACAGUCAUAAAAAAUUUCUACAAAUGUAUCCGAUAAAUUUUCAUUUUGCGACCAUGUAAUGAUGAAAACAUAAAAAAAAGUUCUAGGUUCCUAUUUUUCUGAUUUUUUGAAUCAAUUGCAGCCAUAUUCAAUGUGAAAAUUGCGUCAAAAAUAUCCCAAAUUUGUGAAUGCAAGUGAAAAACUUACUGGAUCAAAAAUAUAAAUGAAAAUCGUUUCUUCUUUUCUUUUUAGUGAUCUACGAAAUUUUUUAGUUAAACAUUUCUUUCAAAUUGUUUCUCGAAAAAAACAAUAACUCCAUUUUUUUGGAACAGUUUAAGGAUGAAGCUUCGAUUAGAUAUGAUCUAUUUGAUAUCUCAAUCUGACGUUUCGCUUCCCAGACUCCGUUGUUUUUUUUUCCAAAUGAAAGAGAAAUUACUGGUUUCUCCACACAUCUUCAUUGCUACAUUUGUUUUCAACGACGUAACCAUGAUAUCAUUCGCCGUUCAAAAUUUUUCCCAGAAUGGCUUUUGUAUUGCUUUGUGAAAAAUUUGAAUUAAAACAAAAAAGAGGAAGUUUUUACAUAUGUAUUAUUUGCAAAAACCUCAUGAGGGUUCUGUGACGUUAUUGCGCGACCUCAUCUUCUGAGAUCGUAUCGAGGCUCAUCCAACCCGUAUAUGAAUCUUCGAUUUUGAUUCAUUUUCCUCUUGGAAUCCUGCUUUUUGUCCAAAUCUAUCUUCGUUCGUCAUCUUUCACAUAAAACAUAUGGAAAAAAGCGGUUGUUUUAGACUCGCGAUGAGCACGUUUGGCCGUUGGUCGGCCUAUGGGGCUGUCGGCAGGACCAUACGCUUCUCUUUUCUCUUCUUCUCGUUUUUGUCAAUUGUGAGUCUUGGCGCACGAUGACUCCGAAACUUCGAUUAUAUUCCAGAUGUUCUCAAUAUCUUGUGUUUGUUACGGCAGUUGGCUAUUAGCGAGGCGGUCACAGUACGCAGAGCUUCUGGCGCCGUCUUUGUACGUCGACGUAGCCCGGAUCCUUGUCGUCAUUUCCAUUCUUUGUAUAAUUAACCAUGCCAUCUCCAUGUAUUCUCUUUGCAAAGAGUUACGGUGUGGGGUCUACUCGGUGAGUCAACCCUUUUCCAUUCUACCAAAAAAAAGUUCCAAUGAUCCAGAAAGACAGCUUCAAAACUCUAAAAGCUAUGAGAUAAUGUAAUCCUAGGGCCACUACUAUACAUUUUCGCAAUAAUCAAGAAAUUUACAGUGUGCGAUCGCCUCGUUGGUUAUUUUUACUAUGCUCUUCAUUGGCGGCAUCAUGGGUUUUGUAUUCAGAUAUCAGGUUUUCCGACCUUCUGACUUUGAUUUGAUUCUUUUCCAGUUGGUAAACAACAUCCCACUGAAUCUCAAGAUGCUCACGUCCCUGCGCGAGCUGUACGGUACGACACAAAUGGAGGCGAUCACAGAGUCUUGGGAUCAUUUGCAAUCUAACGUUCGUUCUUAAUUGUAUUUUUCGAUACCAAUCUUCUGCUCAGUUUAAAUGUUGUGGCGUCAACGGAACGGACGACGCACACGUUUGGCGAACCUCCAAAUGGUACAUGCAUCAAAAAGUUCCGAAAAGGAUCCUUCCGGCUUCUUGGUGGGUAUUAUUAAAGAGAUCUUAUCCGAAAAAAUUGAAAAAACAAUUGAGAAAGUGGCAGUGAAAUUUUGGUCCUAGGAUUUCUCCUAAAAGCUUGAAAAUUUUCUCACGUGGAAAUAAAAAUGAAAAACCUUGAUUAAUUCUAAUAAAAAUUUGUAAUAUAUUAAAGCCGAUCCACGGAUGACUCAAGCUUGGAGUUUCCCAAGUUUCGCACCAGAGUGCAAAAAAGCAGAAUGCCGCGUGCGCCUUCCUUGCUGAGACCGUCAUUCAAAUCAGUCAGAACGCUCUCCGUACGCUUAAAAACACCACACGUGCGAUUUUUCGAAUAGGCGACAUUUCCAGUAGCUUAUUUAAGAAAACUGUAGUAAAACUUGAAAACAACGCAAAAUAAUGCGUAAUAAUCGUAUUUGGCCAAACUGAAAUUUUGAAAGAAAAAGAGAUUUUAUGGGUUCAGUUUUUUAAAUGAAAGAUGAAAGUCAAUUUUUCGGUCUCAAGAGAAAAAUAAAUGUGCAUCGGCUAAAGCUUUAGAAUUUCAAAAACUUGAAAAAAAGAGAAAUGAAAAUUUUGCAAAAAAGACUUCUUUAACCAUCCAACUAAUUUUCCCAAGAAUAAUUCUCAAUCUGAACUCAAUAACUGACACGGACUUUGUGAAAAACGUUAAGGACCACAUUCAAAAAAAAAACUUGAGAAAAUAAAUGCAAGUUUUCUGACUCCAAAAAUGAUCCCGAGAAAAUUUGGUAUUUUUCCUGGAAAGUCUUCGGCGGCCCUGAAAUUAGGUCUGGCCAUGUAUGAAGAAAUCCUUCGAAAGCUUCGAGCUUCUUGUGCACAAAACUAAAGAGUGCAGGUCCAGGACAGAGUAUUUGCCUGGUACCUCAACAUUCGAACCCCAGCAAGAUUUUUUCAAGAGAGAUAUGUUUGUUAUCAUCUAACAAUUUCAGUUGCCUACAAGAAUAUUUAUCGGAAUGUCUAACUGACCCGUUUGGAACCAGCGAAGUCGUCUACCACACCAAGACAUGCUACGAACUUCUGCAGGCGGACCUCCUGCAUGUCGUCGGCGUCGCUGCCUGGCUCUCCAUUGUCAAUAGUUUUGCUCAGGUACCUCAAUCUUUCAAAUCUUCUCCAGUAAAAUUCUUAACGGUAAUCUGGGAAUCUAGCUAGAAAGAAGUGAGCCGCCAAGAAGUCCCUCAGGCUCGAAAAUUGAAUUUGGUUUAAUUUUAAAAGCUUGGUUUCAGACAUAUGUGGGCAAGUUAGGAACUUAAUGAGUCCGGGAACAGUUGUCCUACGAAAAAAAGAUGAAUAAAGUAAACUUUUAUUCUCAGGGAGGUAGUGUUGACAAAAUUAGAGGGAGCUUUGAACUCAGUCAGGUAUUACGAACUUCAAUUUAGGAAGGCUCAGGAGUAGGUGAUGGCAGCCUUUUAAAAAGGUGCCCAUGUAUGAAUUUAGAUACCCAACUUAUCCUAUUUAGAAAAAAACUGGCCAAUUUUCAGGCGGUUCCUGCGGUUGCAAGCUGUUGGUACGCGCGGCUCAUUCGUAAAUAA
Messenger RNA from Caenorhabditis auriculariae, 8914 nucleotides. The record is from the annotation of a GenBank genome assembly. Lineage: Eukaryota; Metazoa; Nematoda; Chromadorea; Rhabditida; Rhabditidae.